Molecule: messenger RNA, 1525 nt
Organism: Durio zibethinus
Lineage: Eukaryota; Viridiplantae; Streptophyta; Magnoliopsida; Malvales; Malvaceae
Product: NAC domain-containing protein 2-like
Biological process (GO): regulation of DNA-templated transcription
Molecular function (GO): DNA binding
Source: RefSeq, a predicted model, not a curated record
UGUUUUCCAGUUUCAAGCGCCGUCACCACAUAGAAGAGCAAAGAAAAAAAAAGAGCAGUGACGGUGAAAGAAAUACCUAAAGGUUAAAAACGUCAAAAAUGACACAGGCAGAGUUACAGUUACCACCCGGCUUUCGGUUCCAUCCAACGGAUGAGGAGCUCGUGAUGCAGUAUCUCUGCCCUAAAUGUGCGUCGCAGCAGAUAGCCGUCCCUAUUAUCGCCGAAAUCGACCUUUACAAACACGAUCCUUGGGAACUUCCUGAUUUGGCCUUGUACGGAGAGAAAGAGUGGUAUUUCUUUUCUCCGAGAGACAGGAAAUAUCCCAACGGUUCAAGGCCGAACCGGGCAGCUGGAGACGGAUACUGGAAGGCAACCGGAGCUGAUAAGCCGAUUGGGCAACCGAAACCGGUCGGGAUUAAGAAGGCUCUUGUGUUUUACUCCGGGAAAGCUCCUAAAGGAGAGAAAACUAAUUGGAUUAUGCACGAGUAUCGGUUAGCUGGCAUCGACCGGUCGGCUCGCAAGAAGAACAGCUUAAGGUUGGAUGAUUGGGUGUUGUGCCGGAUUUACAAUAAGAAAGGUGUCAUCGAGAAACAACCACCGGAAGGAAGCGUUGCGAAAAAAGCUAGCAUGAGGGAGAUUGAGGACAAGAAGCCGGAUAUUGAAACACUUGGCACGGACAAGUUUGGGUUGCCUCAGGCACCGACGGGGACGGUUAACGAUUUCGUGUUUUUCGACACGUCGGAGUCGGUCCCGAGGCUUCACACGGACUCGAGCUGUUCGGAGCACGUGGUGUCUCCGGAGUUCACUUGCGAGGUACAAAGCGAGCCCAAAUGGAUGGACUGGGGAAAUACCAACAACAAUACCCUUGAUUUCCCUUAUAAUUACAUGGAUGCCACUAUGGACACCGGGUUUGCUUCACAGUUCCAGAGUAAUGAUCAGCUGUCGCCGCUCCAGGAUGUGCUCAUGUACCUGCAGAAGACGUUUUAUAGAUAAUAAAAUUAAAAAAGUGCUUGUUGGAAUUGAUAUGGUAAACUGCGUUUUGGUGUAUCGCUGGGUAACACGAGACUGAAAGUCCAUGAGUGUUCCGGUGCCCGCACGCGUAGAUAAUAACAAAUUUAAAAAAGAAAAAAAGGGAAAUUGAUAUAUAGAAGGGGGUUGCGGUUAGGGAGGCCGUUGGAUUUUUUCAAUGGGGUUGGUGGAUGGUGAUCGGACGGUGGAAGUUGGAUUUGAUGCAUUGUAUAACAUUAGAGUUUAGCAUAGGCAUGUGGAAGUUGAAUCUGUAAUCACGUGUUUGGGAGGGUGUACUUAAUUAAAAAACAAAAAACCCAAAAAAGUUUUGGGAGGGUCCUUUUACUUUUGAGCUUACCGCAAAAUUCUUGUAUUUUGUAGUUGAAAAAAAUGUAUUCUCUUUUUCUUUCAAAGAUCCUUCAGAGCCUUGUCACUGAGAUAACAUAUCUUCAAUAGGUUCAUGGCUUCUUUUCCCAUACUACGGUGAAAACAAAAAUUUAAAGACUACCGUUAAAGCA